Messenger RNA from Symbiodinium sp. CCMP2456, 11937 nucleotides. The record is from the annotation of a GenBank genome assembly. NCBI's taxonomy places the organism in Eukaryota, Dinophyceae, Suessiales, Symbiodiniaceae.
AUGCCAAGGAAGAAGAGACAGAACGAUGAGAACAGCGGUGGUGAACGGAUUAUUUUCCUUGGAGCAUCGUCCGACAAGAGCUCGAGCGCAUCAUAUCCUGGGAACACCAUCUCCACCUCGAAGUACAGAUGGUGGUCAUUUCUUCCGCUGGUGACCUUCGAGCAGUUCCAGAAGCGAGCCAACUUGUAUUUUACAUUUAUCACACUUUUGAUGUAUGUGGGUGAGCACAGUACGUUCAUUGACUCAACCGUCUCAUGGUGGUCAACGGCAGCAGUUCUAAUUCCGAUGAUGGGCUUGAGUAUGAUCAUCUCCGGAUUGGAUGACUUGCGGCGGCACCAGUCGGAUCGUCAGAUAAAUUCGCAGCAAGCCAGAGUCAUCCGACUGGGUGGGAAAUACGGAGUUUAUCUGGACACCGUUCUGUGGAAGAACAUCCAUGUUGGGGAUGUCAUCGUGCUGAAGAGUGAUGAAGAGCUUCCAGCUGACAUCGUCCCAUUGGCGUGUUCUGGCAGUGACGGCCAGUGUUAUGUGUCGACCGCAAACCUUGAUGGUGAGACCAAUCUGAAGAUCAAGGCUUGUGCCACCGAAGCCCAGGCCUUUCUGUGUGAGGGCCAUGCCCAUGGACCCCCUCUGUUGGAUCAGGCCGUGGAGAAGCUGGCCGUGUUGGAUGCCGCCCUUAGCGUCGAGGCACCGAGCAAGUCCAUCACUAAGUUCUCCGGAUCCUUGAAGAUCAAUCAUGGCGGUGUUCAGUCUACUUCCUCCCUGUCUGCCAGCAAUUUGCUUCUGCGGGGCACCCGACUGCGCAACACGGCCUGGCUCUUUGGCUCUGUCGUCUACACGGGACCGCAUACAAGGAUGGUGAUGAAUUCUCGUGACAUCCCCACGAAGAUGGCGAAUUUGGAGCGGGUUGUCAACAGGGCGAUGCUGGUGGUCUUGGGUGCACAAGCUCUGUUGUCCAGUCUCAGUUCCAUUCUCUACGUCUCCACCGAGUAUCGGUUUCGGACGUCUUGGUAUCUGUAUCCCUCCGGAACCUGGGUGACAGAAGGGGUUGCUUCUCGAUUUGUGGCGAACUGGUUCAAGUUUUUCAUUCUGUAUUCGAAUCUGAUGCCCAUUUCACUGUAUGCAACUAUGGAGAUCUGCAACUACGCACAAGCAUUCUUCGUAAAGAGCGACCUCUUGAUGUACGACGAGGAGCAGGAUUGUCCUGCGGCUGUUCGGUCAACGAACCUGUGCCACGAACUUGGACAAAUUUCCUACAUUUUUUCAGAUAAGACGGGGACGCUGACGCAGAACGUGAUGGAGCUUAAGCGUGUUUCGAUUUCGGGCCAGGUGUUUGGCGAGGUAACAGAAGAGCCAGGCUUCUCAGAUGUUGCUGGCGUUCACACCUGGCGGCAGAUGGGCAAUCAGAAGCACGUCGACGCAUUUCUGGAGAUCCUAGCAGUCGCACACACUGUCAUGGUGACGACCGACAGGAAGGGCAGCGAGUGCUACGAAGCGGAAAGUCCAGACGAAGGUGCACUGGUUGAAGGCGCCAAGCAGAUGGGAUGGCACUACUGCAGUCGCACCGCAGAUGCCCUCGUGAUAGACAUGCACCACCAGUCGCAGACAUACAAGAUCUUGGGUGUCAAUACCUUCAAUUCCACGAGGAAGCGCAUGUCCUCUUUGGUUCGAACGGCCAGCGGAGAGACCUGGCUUCUGGUGAAAGGUGCCGACAAUGUGAUGAUGGACAGGGCGGAGCAUGUCCCAGCCUGGCUAACGCAGAGCUUGACGAGCUUUUCACUCAGUGGUUUGCGGACCUUGGUUCUGGGACGCCGACGCUUGGAGCCGAGCGAGGUCCAAGCCUGGCUCCAGACCUACGAUGCAGCGCAGUGCGCCCUCGAGGAUCGAGAUGCAAAACUGGAGGCGGCCGCUGAGCAGAUUGAAGUGAAGCUUCAGAUGGUCGGAGUUACGGGCAUUGAAGACAAGCUCCAGGUUGGCGUUCCAGACACCAUUACGAAGCUGAGGGAAGCAGGCAUUCAGCUUUGGGUUCUGACCGGUGACAAGCUGGAGACUGCGAGAAACAUCGGGUUCAGCACCAAUCUUCUCAGUGCCAACAUGGACAUCCGGGUCUUGGAGCAGUCUGAGAAUGUCAGGCAUGCCUUGCAGGAGCUUGCUUCCACAGCCCUGAUGCCGGAUGAGGGUGGAGAUUCCGCGCUGAUGGUGACGGGCGCAGCCCUGGAACAGGUCACAUCAGUUGGUCUUCUGGAGGAGUUUCUUCAGGCGUCGAGUGUCUGCAGCGUGGUGAUUGCCUGCCGCGUUUCUCCACUUCAGAAGGCUCAGCUUGUGCGCUUGGUGCGCGAAUCAUCAGAUCCGCAACCGGUCACGCUAGCAAUUGGCGACGGUGCCAACGACGUUCCCAUGAUCCAAGAGGCUCACGUCGGCGUGGGCGUGUCUGGUAAGGAAGGGCGUCAAGCUGUGAACGCAUCCGACUUCGCGAUUGCUCAGUUCAGAUUCUUGGAGAGGCUGCUUCUAGUUCAUGGUCGCUGGGACUACCGCCGAACCUGCAAGUUCAUCUUGUACACAUUUUGGAGAAAUGCAAUCAUCACCAUGUUGCUGUUUUACUACACGUUCUUCUCCGGAUAUUCUGGCACCUGUAUGUUCACGAGUACUGUCUGGACAUCCUUCAGCAUGAUCCUUUUCUGGCCGAUCAUUGCAACCGGUAUCUCUGACAGAGAUGUGACGGCCAAGCAGGCAGUGGAGCACCCGUCGCUGUAUGAAACCGGUCGCCUAGGUCUCGACUUGAACAUAACGAAGAUGGUGGAAAUGUUGCUCUCGGCUUUUGUUCAUUCCUUUGUUAUCAUGACCAUUGCAGUUGUGGCUGUAAUGGACCUCGAUGUGGCAGCGACUGGGUCCUAUUACUCCUUCGGGUUCAUGGUGUUCUCCUGGGUCGUGUUGACGAUGAACUAUCGGGCCACCUUCAUCACCACCACGUACAACUUUGUGUUUCUUGCUGCUCUUGCAGUGUCUUUCCUCACAUACCUGCUCUUCGCCUGCGUGUACUGCAGCCUACCGUCCAUGUUUCCGGAAGUGUAUGGAACUUUCCAGCACGUGGUUCGGAAUCCGGUCUUCUGGAUGGGAAGUCUCGCAGUACCGCUGCUUGCCGUGAUGAUCGAUAUGUUCAAGGCAUACUUGAUGCUGGAGUUUUUUCCGGAUCAGCGCGACCUGAUCCUCGAGCAAAGUUUACAGGGAAAGCUGUCAGAUUACUUCCGCGACACGAAGCAGGAUCCGCUUCGGCGGGGUAGUCGAACUUCCUCGUUCGACAGGAGCGCGACCUGGCACACGGGGGAGGUGUCGGCGAUCUCGUCUAGCUAUGCUUUCAGCUUCCCGGAAGGCCAGCGUGUGCAGUCCCUGGGGUCACUUCCGCGAUUGCAGAGAGACUCUGAUACAACGCUGCUCGACAAUUUGGCAUCGGGACGGCCGUCCCCAAGGCCAUCGCCGAGCUUCACCACCAUCGCAUCUUCCGACUCCGACUCGGUGGGAACCUCCACAGGCACUGGUAGCAGCGCCGCCGAGCCGAAGCUUCAGAAGCCAAGAUCGAACAACUUUUCUCAGCAGACCAUGCCUUCGGUGCAGUUUGCUCUGAAUCGCAAGGUUGUCCUCGCGGCGCUCAUUUCUUCCGGUGUCCUCUUCGUAUUGAUGGGUUUCGCGACACUGCUCUAUUCCCUCAGCUCCUCGCAGUUCAGAGUCGUGUACGAAGCACCAGAUGAUUGGUACGUCGGUGCUGGGGGGAGCAUUCGGUCCUACAGCGGCGAAAUACUGAUCCGCCCCUGCCACGAACCUCAACGCUGCGCCUUUCCCAUCACUGUUCCUGCUGACUUGGAUCCGCCAAUCCAGGUGUACUACGAGGUGACACCGUUCCUACAAAACUACUACACCUACAUUAGCUCCGUUGCGUGGCAACAGCUUGAGGGGAAGAAGGACGUAAAGGCUCCUGUCGUAUGCGAAACUCGUACCCGUCAGACGCAGCAGGGAGAAGAGAUUUUUCCCUGCGGGCUUAUCGCGACCUCCGUGUUUAACGACACGUUCGAGAUUGAGGACAUCCCCAUUGAUACGGAGUCAUCAGACAUGCCUGUCUGGCGCGAGUUCGACAAUCCACCAGACUAUCCAGAGCGGUCCAACGUCUCUUGGCUCUACGAGCGAUACCCGACGGUGACGAGCCGUGCCCUGGGGAUUCAAAGCAAGCGCUUCAUUGCAUGGAUGCUGCCCAACUUCCUCAACCGCGCCGGGAAGCCCUACGGCGUUGUAUCGCAGCCCUUGAAGAAAGGGCAGCUCAUUACCUUGCACAUCACUUCCACAUUCCGAGUGCAGGCUUUGGGAGCCACAAAAACGUUGCUGCUAACACGAGGAGCUCAAAAUUACACGCUCGCCUACAUUCUGCUGACCAGCGGAGCUCUCUGCUUUGCGUUGGUCGCCACGGUUAUCGCCGUCUACCUGUCAUGCGGCCGCCAGCCAGGGAAGCCGCGGCAAGGGCUUUCAGGCUUCUCCGCCAACUGGAGACACGGCCCAGAGUUUGACAGCACGAGCAGCGAAGAGGAGUCGCGAAAGUACGGGAUUCCUCGCUUUGAUGGCAGCCUCAACUUGUUGCAAGAGUACUCCUAUAGGGUCAGGCUUCGUGUGAAAAAGGAGAAGGAGAUGGACCCGACGGAGGUGCAGAAGUUGGGGCCUUUGGGCCUCCGACUCGUCGAGGGCCUUAGAGGCCCGGCGCUUCACAUAGUAAAGGCUGUCAAGGAGGAGACCCUCACCAGCGACAAGGGACCAGAGGCCAUUCUGCAAGCUUUGGUUGGAGCCUUGAGACCGAGGCGACAGCAAGAAGCAAGGGAACUUUAUAUGGCCGGUUCCCGUGAACACGGCAUUCUCAGCAGGCAAUACUCUGAGCCUAUGAGUACCUAUAUCCUCCGGAGGAGGACAUGGUACGCUAUGCUCACCGACCUCGACAGCGAGAUCAAGCUGCCAGAUUUGCUGCUGGCUGAACAGAUAUUGGUGAACGCCGGGGUGACCGAGGAGCAUCAACUCAUGAUAAGGACAAGCCUCGGGCAAAUCAUCACCGUGGACGGCGUCUGCAACGAGCUGAUCAACCAGCACGGCAGCCUGCACCUGCGUGAGAAAAGAGGGCCGCCUUCCUGGAAGCGCUCCGGAGGCAAAGGCCAGCAGCCGUGGAAAGGAAAGUGGAAAGGCAGCAGCCACAGCUACUAUGCCGACAGCACCGCCGAGGAGAACUGGUAUGGACAAUACGCCGAUGCGGCGGGCGAUGCUUACCUGAGCUAUGGAGAUGCUGGCUGGGACUCGCACAGCCAGAGCCUUGGAGGAUAUGAGGAUGAAAUUUCUUCGGGCUACUAUGGAGCCGAAGCCGCGAGCCUGGACCACGAGUACGAGGAGGCUGAGGACCCCGCGCUGUUCGUCUUCUCUGCCAUGGUGAACGAAGGCCUGGACGAGACAGGGGACCAGGAGUCUGCCGAGUACGCGGCGGAGAUCAUCCAGGCCGAGGCCGAGGUGUACUUUGCCAGACAGAGGGCCCAGCAGAAAGGGCACUCAGGGUUUGGGCCGAAGCGCUAUGAGGUGCGAGGGCAGCUCUCCUUGGAGGAGCGCAAGGCGCGAGUCACCGCGCUGAAGAGCAGGCACCGGAAAAGGCAAGCGCUCACCCUCUUCGGCUUCUACUUCUUCGACCAAAGGUUACAUGGCAAGUCGGGGCGACUUUUCUCAGGUGCCGCCCCCGACCGAACUGGACGCACCCGAGCAGCGGCCGAGCUUGCCGAGGAUUUCGCUGGACGGUGUGGCCCCGACGUCUCUGAGUUCUUUGCUGAACUGGUCUGCCCGGGGUGGGCCGGAGAUGGCUUCUCGCUCUUCGGGAUCCCCCUCUCCUUUGACGAGGCCACAGCCGGCGCCUACGGAGGCCACGUCUUCCUCGACGACUGGGACCAAGAGAUGCUGUUCGCCGCCCUGAGGGAGAACAGCGAUGUGGUCAUGGACCAGCUGAUUGCCCUGGCCCAGGCGCAAGGCGGAGAGCAAACAGCGGGGCCGAUGGCGGUUGAGGACCUACCUCUUGGACCAGAGUGCGAGCUGCGGGCUGUACCGGUGACUGGGGCCUACGACCUUCCGUUGCUCCGGCCUUUGUGCGCUGAAGGUGCGCCUGAGGACCCGCUUCCGGCCUGCCGCCACGAGCGGACCACCACGAAGGGCACGAACAAGUACUACUACAUGAAGUCCUGUGUUAGGUGCGGUUUUGUCUUGGAACGGGUCAAGAAAGACGUCGUGGGGAACCCGCCGGCGGCUAGAUCUUCGCUGCAGGCCGACCAAGAGAAGUGCCCGCACAAGAGCGUCACCCAUGCUGGCACCAACCACCACGUCUGGAAAUGGUACUGCAAGGACUGCGGGCUACGACGGCAAGGGAGACAGAAUGAAAGCACAGCCGCUGCCAUGGGACACGGAGCUCUUGGGUCUAAGAACAUGGAAGGCCCCGACACCGCGGCGGUGAAGGUUCUGGAGAUGGCCGGCACUGUGGUGAUGGUGCAGGAGAGCGGCGGUGUUCCGGCGCCCUUGGACAAGCUGCCGGGGAUCGUCGCGAAGUGUGCCCAGAUCUACCGGACAAGGCACCCAGCAGAAGCAGCACCACAGCCAGUGCCCGUCUCGGCGACUGGUCCUCCAACGGUGUCUUCAGCUGCAGCCGGGACGGCUGCCGAGCAGAAUUCCUCUGAUGUGGGGAUAGUUGGCACGGCCCGACUGGAGUCGGGCAAGCACAAGGGCAAAACAUAUGCUGCGGUGUAUGCCGAAUAUCCUGAUUACGUUGCCUGGCCGAAAAUGCACCGACAGCGCUCCCUACAAGCCAACAUGGCUGUGAACGAGGACUUUGUCAGCGGGAACACCCCGAUCACCGGGGACAUUGUCAGCGAGAACGCCCCGAUCACCGAGGACAUUGUCAGCGAGAACGCCCUGAUCGCCGUGCUUGAUACCGGGUGUAAUCAAACAUGCCAUGGGUCGGAGUGGAUGCGGCAGUACCUCAAGGCCACCGGGCAAAGUUACGAGCCGCUUGCGUACACUACGGCUUCGAGUCUCAAUGGCAUAGGGGGAAAGGUCAAAGCUGUCGGCAAGCGAACCCUCAACAUUGCGAUUGGGCUCGCCGACGGCACCAUGGCGACAGGCACAGUGCAAAGCACCGAGUUGGAGGGCUCCACCGCGCCUUUGUUGCUGAGCUACGGUGCCCAGAGACAGCUUGGCUUUGUUUUGGACAUCGAGGCCGGCACCGCCUACAGCAAGGUCUUUCAGCAGCACGUCGAGCUCAUCGACCGCGACGGGCUUCCUGCUCUACGGCUUCUCCCCCUUCUUCCGGGAGAUGAACCAGAAGGUUUUGCAAUGAUUGCGGAGGCCGGCGCGUGUGCCUCAACUCUUCCGGGCUCUGUGGUGCCGAUGGAAGAUGACGACGACCACUGGCAACAGCAGGGAGACACCUGGGUCAGAGUCCAUGUUCGCCCCCGGCUUCACCUUUAUGAUCCUCGCCGGGAACCCAGCAACGAGCUAGAUAUCGAAGCCGAGGUGGACCAGCUCUGGUUUCGCAAGACCGUGACCUACAGUGUCGCCACCGGAGAGCGGGCUGAGUUUCGAGACAGCUGGCACCGAAGCGGACAUGCCGAGAACGACGUGUCUGAGGAGACGGGCGGAGAAUGGACCGGCUACACCGUCUUCUUUCGUGACGCUGCCCAUUGCCAGCAAGAGACCCAAACGGCCUUAGCCGAUGAACCUGCGAGCUUUGGGUUUGUGGCCUUUGACGAGGAGAAGCCCGCCACGCUCAACAAGGGACAACGCCGGCACCUUCAAGACGGCAGUGAAGGAAUGAAGCGCCAUGAUGCAACCCUUUGGGCCCAACUUGAUCCACGACCAUCUCAUCGGGCCCGGGCUUGCCGACGACUACUUCCAAAGGGGUGCGGAACCAUGCUGCUAGAACUGUUUGCCGGUGCUGCUGCCCUGACCACCAUGGCCUCUUCGCUUGGGAUUCCUCACGAGGCGCCCAUUGACUUGAUGAACCACGAGCUCCUGAACUCAGCCGGGCGGCAGCAACUUUGGGAAAGCAUUCAGCAUCAAGAUCCCUACCUCCUGACGGUCUCUUCUACCAAGGCACCCUGGGCACAAUGGAGCGAGAGAGACCUUGAGCCGGGGAGCCCGAGAAGCCACCGCACCACGGCCGAAAGGAGGCUCUGGUACCCGGUCAUCAGUUGGAUGAUGGAUCUUGUGAAAGACCGCCUUCUACGUGGACGUGAAGUUUUGGUAGAAGCCCCGUGGUACAGCCUAUUUUGGCAACUUCGCUGUGUGGACCAAGCUGGCUCUGCCGUGGAUGUGAAGGAGGGCACCGGCACCAUUCUGGAGCUUCAGGAGUUGAACUGUUCUGUGGUCUUCGCCGUGGAAGCAGAAGCGGAGGAGCACGAGGAGUUUGGCCCGAUCGAUGGUGUACAUGGUGAACAAGACGUCGGGGAACAGCUGCCACCGCCACUGGAUCAUCAAGAAAUGGGCCGGGAAGAGCGACUUGAAGAACUACCACCGCCUCAGGCCCAGCCUGAACUUGAGAAAGUUCGCAAGCAAAAGUGGCUGGCACUGGACCGCAACAAGAGGCUGGCAAUUCGCCGGCUCCACCACAUGACGGGCCACGCCUCUGUGAGCUCUAUGGUGCGGAUGCUCCGUUCGGCCGGGACCUCGGCCGAGGUUGUGGCUGCUUGUCGUCAUUUUCGGUGUCAAGCUUGUGCCGACCGACAGCAACCGUCGCAGCCAUCAUCGACCACCACGGCGCCACCUUAUCGCUUCAACCACCAGAUUAUCUGUGAUGCCUUUGAGGUUGUGGACGCAGCCGGGAGCAAGCACACCAUACUCAGUUUGGUGGACAGCGGGACCAAGUUCCACGUUGCAGGUCGAGCGUGCACAACCAGGGGCAAGUGGCCUCCCUUAUGCGGGCCCACGGGAUCGAGAGCAGCCCGACAAUCCCCGUGGCAAAUUGGACGCGGAGAACGCCACGGAGGAAUACUAAAGGCCAUGGUCAAGAGGCUGAUCACCGCUCACCAGUUGGCCGGGGACUUUGCAAUCUCCUGUGCGGUGACCCAGAGCGCGGCCGUGAAGAAUGCCAUGUACAACCAUGAUGGCUAUGUACCGGCCCAAUGGGUUCUGGCCAGAAUCCCGCAUGACGUCACUUCCUUGCUUGGAGAAAACGGCUCGGAGGCACUUGGGCCACAACAAGAGGUGCACGAGCCGGAGACCGUUUUUGGUCAAACCAUGCAAAUGCGGCAGUGGGCCAAGGAGUGCUUCGUCUACCUGGACAGCAGCCAGAGGAUUCGACGGGCCAUGCUUCGACAAGCUCAUCCUCUAAGAGGGCCUUACCAGACGGGAGAUUUAGUCUCCUACUUCCGCCGUGGACGAUGGUACGGCCCAGCGCGCGUGCUAUCCCAUGAAGGGAAGAGCUCUCUUUGGCUGGUCCAUGGUGGCAUGACCCUGCUUGUUGCCGAGACAGCUCUGAGGCCUGCCACCACGGAGGAGAUACAACGGAAGCAGGCUCUGGCUCUACGACCGACAUGGAACCGCACGCCGGCCAAGCGCAAGUACGAGGACUUUCUUGAGGGCUUGGAGGAACUGCCGUUCGAGGAGCAGACUGCUGACUUUGACGGGCCGGACCAACUUCCCUUCUUCGACUUCUCUCAGGCAGCAGGGCCUACAGCUGAACAGCCGGCUGAAGCAGCCCCACCAGAAGUGGAGGAGGUCAGGGCCGAGGACGGUCCCACAAGACAAGUCACACAACCGGAACAGGAGCCACUCGAGGAAGCUGAGAUGAGGACCCCAGGGGCGACACCACCAACGGAAAGUCCACAGACAUCUUCUACAUCGGGGGGCCCACGUCAAGAAGGCAUGGAUGCAGCUAACAGUGGUGAGCCACCAGCGGCGACACCACCGACGGAAAGUCAACAGACAUCUUCUACAUCGGGGGGUACAUCUAUGACGCCUUUGCAGGAGGCUAUGCAUCGUUCAGUAGAUCGGGUCGAUGGUCACACAAGAUCUCGUUCGCCUUCGGUGUUUACAAGAGAUGCCGCUGGACCUGGUAGGGCACCACCUGGGCUUAUGGCAGUGUCCUUUCCUGAGCAAAGGAAUGAACUCCAGGAGCACGCGGAACAGCAGAACAGGAACAAGGCCAAGAACAUCCUUGCCUUCCUUGGCACCCGUGUCGAGAAGCGCUAUCGCAAGAAGACCGUGAAACAAGGCGCGGGCAGAGAGCUCAACUACAACAAGGCCGACGACACUCUGAGAAAGGGCCUGAAUGAAACCCGGGCCAAAGAAUGGAACAAUUGGAAGAAGUACUCCAAUAUGAGAACCAUCUCCAAGGAGGAGUUUGCCGAGCUCAAGAGGCAGGACCCGCAGCUUCGGGUUAUACCCACGAGGUGGGUGGACACGGACAAGGCCGAGACCGCCAUGGGCAUCCUCCUCAGCUACGGGGCCGCCACCCAGCGCACCAUCAAGUCCGGUGACAUCUCGGCGGCCUUCCUACAAGGCUCCACUUUGGACCGGAACCUGAUACUCAGCAUGCCAAAAGGUGCACCGCCAGAGGGCAUGAACGAAGACGACCUGGUGAUCGUCUCCACCACAGUCUACGGGACGAAGGACGCACCCCGCGGCUGGUUCAAGAAGCUGGACACUACGUUGCGUCAACAUCACCUUCGGCGAGUUCCCCUGGAACCUGGCUUCUACGUCUUGAACGGCACCGACCAGCAGGGACACACUUACGUCAAGGGUCUUCUUCUGGUGCACGUAGAUGAUCUUUUGUGGGUUGGAGAUGAUGACAUGGAGGCCACCAUGCUGCAGGUCCAACAGCAGUUUCGCUUCGGGUCGCUCGACCAGCAAAACUUUAAGUUCUGCGGCCGUUGGCUGAAGCAAGGACCUCGUGGAAUCGAGGUGAGUUGUCCGGACCUUAUCUCCAGAGUGCGACCGAUACAUCUGGAGGCCCGACGCAAGGGGCAGCGGGACAAUCUCGCGACCGAGAAAGAAAAGUCCCAACUCCGAUCGGUCGUCGGGUCGCUCAACUGGCUCGUCAGGGUUUGCCGCCCAGAUUUGGCAUACUCUGUUUCGAGGUUGCAGUCUGCCGUGAGUAAGCCGUUGGUGCAGGACCUCGUGGAGGCGAACGCUCUCAUCAAACACGUGGCCCGGACAAAGGACCAUGGUUUGCUCUACCCGGCGGCAAAGCUCGACUUCCAGGACCUCGCCGUGAUCGCCGUGCAGGACGCUUCCUAUGCCGCGGAUUAUGACCUCAGUGCCUCGGGAAAGAAGAUGGGAUACAGAAGCCAGAGUGGCAGGAUCCUCUGCCUGGCUUCGCGCGACUACUUGGACACCCUUGAGGGCCAUCUGUACCCGAUCGAGUGGCACUCUACGAUCAUCCGCCGCGUCUGCAAAUCUACUCUUCAAGCUGAAAGCCUCUCCUUGCAACUCGGAGUGGCCGAAGGAGAGCACGCUCGCGCUGUGCUCCACGGACUCUACGAGGACCUCGGAAAGCUGGACUCUGUUGAGUGGGCAGUGGCGGCACAAGACAGGACUCCGCUGCUGUGGGUGACUGACUGCAUGAGCCUGAAGGAGCACCUCAUGAGUCCCUCGGCAGGCUCUGUCAGUGACAAGCGACUGGCCAUAGACCUCAGCUCUCUAAGGCAGGAGCUGUGGCGUGAAGACGGACAGGUGGUCGGAGACCCCUUGUCCAAAGACUUUCCACCAGCAGAGGGCAAGACAAAGCUUCUCUGGACAAGCACGGACAAGAUGCUUGCAGAUGCGUUAACUAAGCGCAUCGUAGAUCACGGUCCUCUUCAGGACCUGAUGCUAGGAAAGUCCGUGAGCUUGGUGCCGACAUCUGACCAGAAAACUAAGAGGGGUGUGAAACUAGAUGAGAUUGACUGA